Meriones unguiculatus (Mongolian gerbil) is the source of this 2973-nucleotide messenger RNA. It is a transcript of the gene Clec11a, whose product is annotated as C-type lectin domain containing 11A. Lineage: Eukaryota; Metazoa; Chordata; Mammalia; Rodentia; Muridae. The coding region runs from base 1953 to 2846 and encodes 297 amino acids. The transcript is spliced from 4 exons. The record is from RefSeq and is a predicted model, not a curated record.
GGGGAGCCCCGCUUCCACAGCGCUCCCCACCCUUUCUACACAUGGUGGGGUGCUGCUUGUAUUUGCAGUGUCUGUAUAUCCCCAAAUCGGUUGCUGUGGGCUAUAGAUUCCUGUCCUGUACCCCAAAUGUGUGUGUGUGACACGUACACUCACACAACUUUUCAUAUAAGCCCACACACGGAAGUACCUGAGAUAGCUACAUGUUCCUUCCCCCAGGCUGGUCCUGUAAACCACGCAUACCACAGCUGCCUACUCCUUAGGGCAUGCUUGCCCAGUACACAUGACCAGACACACACACCUAGCUUCAUGUUACGAUGCCACGCCGGGUCACAGCAUAUGGACAGCACCCUGCAAGAUUUACCUACAUCAUACUCCGAUUGCAUCUGCAGAUCUGCCCACAAGAAGCACACGGAAGACCAGCCUUGUGUACUGUCCUGGCGAGCUCACCGCCCCCCGUCCAUCACAGAUGUGUGCACCUGUUCCACUGCGCACCCUGCUCCUAGCUCCUCCUCCGCAGCUAUCCCGAGUACAUGAUAGGUGGCAGGUUCAGGGACGUCUUUCCUCCAAAGCACAGAGAGGCUAAGUAAUUUGUCCCUAGUCACCCAGCUAUAAAGAGGUGAUGUCAAGGGUGAAGAACACAGAGGCUUUCUCCACUGGCCUGCUACGGUGUUCCAAAGAACAUGCCUGAGGUCAUUGAUCCUCAUUCAUCCUGCAUCGCCUCCAGUCUCACACACAUGGGCACACAAAGCUAAUUGUGUGCAGGUAGUUAGCACCGGUACAUUCUCAGAGGCAAGGCAGAUUCAUUCAGCAUCCUUCGACCCUCUUCAGCUCUGAGGUCCACUUUGCCCAGCCUGGUCCCCAGGGCCACUAGGAAACACCAGCACCCACAGAGGGCAGCUCUAGGUAGCUUCUGGGUUCCUCCUCAGCUGCAGGCUCUCUGGGGCAUCCUGGGAUAAGCUGGAGUUGGUACCCAGCUCAGAGAAGCCCUCAUAUCGAUGCACCCACCCAGGUGCUGAGCAGCUGAGCCCAUGGAGAACAGCUGCUGGCGCUGACUGGUGCUGACAAGAGCGCUGAGUGGCUAUGGAGCACGCUACAGUUUACAAGGCCUUUCUGCACUGCAUGGAGAUCUCCAGCCUCCGGAGAGAGACCUCUGUGCUACAGACGAGCAUCCGAGAGGCUCUGAGGUAGCCAGAAGGCUGCCCAAGGUCACACUGCCCUCCGUGCACCAGGCUUUCUCGAAAACUGGUGUGUUCCUUUCCGAGCCCCCCCCCCCCCCCGGGGCUCUCAGCAGCGAGGGCAGAUGUGAGGCACCUGCGUGGAGCCAGCAGCUUUCGCCAGAUGCUGCCACACCCGUGACCUCCACAGGGCUGCCAUGUCUCUGAGCUUCUUCCCUUUCUCCUUGCCUGAGCCUGAGCCUGAGCCCCUAGAUCUCCGUCUCAUCAAUUGGCAGAAUCUGCUGGACUAAAGCUGGAAAAGCCCUGCAGGACUCAUGGGUCUGGCAUGCAGUGGGCAUGGCACAGCCUCCUGCUUUCCUGGCUUUGGAUCCUCCCACUGCCCUCAGCACCUCCACUCAGGCAGACACCUUGAGAACUGAGGUGCAACCUUAUCACAAAAGUCUGUCUUUAAGGCCUUUGACGAAGCUGUUGUUACUCUGCUAGAACAGUGGCCUUAUUCAGCAGCUUAACUGAGCACCUACUAGGUGGUAGGAAGCCCUGUUUUGACUAGGGGAUGCAGAAGUCCCCCCAAGUCCAUGCCUUGCAAGAGACAAAGGUGACUAAACCGGUCAGAUGACACCUAGAAGAAAAGAGGGCAUUUCAGGAAAGCAUUUCAUGGCGGUCGGAGCUGGAGCUCCAGUAACAAGGAGCUGAGGGAAGGGUUCGGAUGGCGGAACAGGCUAGGGAGGACACAGAGGAGGAGGAGGAGGGUGAGAGGCGAGGGUGAGACUGCAGAAAAUGGUUCUCUCCCAGGCCCCAGCCCUGCAUGCUGCACUGAGGACCGAGCCCCAGAACCUACAGGAGGCCCUAGGGCGGCCCCCUGGAGUGGGAAAUAAGGAUAAUCUUGCUGAAAAUCCUGAAGGCAAAGGGGUCUGGGGGACCAAGGAGACCCAAGGGGAAGAAGAGGAAGAGGAAAACACCACAGCACCUUCUUCUAGACCCAGUCCUUUCCCCAGCCCUUCUCCCACACCCGAGGACGCCAUCACUUACAUCUUGGGCCGCUUGGCUAGCCUGGAUGCAGGCCUCCACCAAUUGCACGUCCGUUUGCACGGUUUGGACACCCGUGUGGUUGAGCUGACCCAGGGGCUGCGGCAACUGAGGAAUGCUGCGAGAGACACCGGCGACUCCGUGCAAGCCCUGAAGGAGGCACAGGUCCGUGCUGAGCAGGAGCACGGCCGCUUGGAGGGCUGCCUGAAGGGCCUGCGCCUAGGCCACAAGUGCUUCCUGCUCUCGCGAGACUUCGAGACACAGGCGGCCGCACAGGCGCGGUGCAAGGCGCGGGGCGGGAGCCUAGCUCAGCCUGCGGACCGCCAGCAGAUGGAUGCGCUAGGCCGGUACCUACGCGCUGCCCUCGCCCCCUACAACUGGCCGGUGUGGCUGGGGGUGCACGACCGGCGCUCGGAAGGGCUCUACCUUUUCGAGAACGGCCAGCGCGUGUCCUUCUUCGCCUGGCACCGCGCAUCCAGCCUGGAGUCCGGUGCUCAGCCUAGUGCGGCAUCACAUCCAUUCAGCCCGGAUCAGCCCAAUGGCGGCGUCCUGGAGAACUGCGUGGCGCAGGCCUCGGACGACGGUACCUGGUGGGAUCAUGACUGCGAGCGGCGCCUCUACUUCGUCUGCGAGUUCCCCUUCUAGAGAGCCUGUCCCUGCCCCGGAGCUCAGGCACACAUUCUGCUCCGUGCACCCUACUGUUACGGGUUUGGAGUUGCUCAGAGAUUCACCAUGACCAUGAAUAAAUUUUAAGAAGAGGCUUUUUAUUUUA